Molecule: messenger RNA, 444 nt
Organism: Porites lobata
Lineage: Eukaryota; Metazoa; Cnidaria; Anthozoa; Scleractinia; Poritidae
Source: the annotation of a GenBank genome assembly
AUGCUCAUGGCACUACCUCACCUGCCCCACCAAGUAAUUCCGGUGAGUUUCCAGCGGCUGAAGUUGCAAGAGACCACCCCCAUGCUUCACGAGUUGGUAGACUAUGUACACAACCAAUGGAUCAACACCAACACUUUUCCACCCAGAUCCUGGAGUGUCCACGGACAGCCUGUCUGUACCAAUAAUGACAUCGAGGGAUGGCACAACUCCCUCGACCGACGUGCUGGUGGUAGAGUCAUCUACCUUUCUACCUACUGGUCCAGCUGCUCCAUGGAGAGUCCUCUGUGUGCACUGUCCAAGUUCAACUCGUCAAUGCCAGAAAACUUCAAAGGAUCCAGGAUAAAAAAUAUCGUGCACUUCAAGCAAGAAUCUUUGGCUACUGGGAAGACAAUGCUGCCAGUAAAAUUUCAAGUUGGCGACUUCUUAAAGCAUGCUCUUACUUAG